AUGGACCUGUCGGACCUGUCUCUGUCCGUGCCCCCCGGGGAGGACUUCUACGACGACCCCUGUUUCAGCACCAACGACAUGCACUUCUUUGAGGACUUGGACCCGCGGCUCGGCCUGCUGAAGCCGGACACCUCCUCCUCCUCCUCCUCCACCUCCUCCUCCGUCCUCCUCCACACCGAGGUAACGGACAGCGAGCACGUGCGCGCGCCCGGUGGCCCCCACCAGGGCCCCCGGUGCCUGCUGUGGGCCUGCAAGGCCUGCAAGAGGAAGACGAGCAGCGCGGACCGGCGGCGCGCGGCCACGAUGCGCGAGCGCCGGCGGCUCUGCAGGGUCAACGACGCCUUCGAGACCCUGAAGCGCUGCACGACGGCCGGCCAGAACCAGAACCAGAACCCGAGCCCGAGCCCGAACCAGCGGCUGCCCAAAGUGGAGAUCCUGCGGAACGCCAUCACCUACAUCGAGUCCCUGCAGGCGCUGCUGCGGAGCGGCCAGGAGCGCGACCUGUACCCGGAGCUGGAGCCCCGCGGGCCGGACUCCGCCGCGUCCAGCCCCCGCUCCAGCUGCUCGGACGGCCCGGCAGAUUUUAAUGGGCCGACACAACGUUGCAUCAUCAGCUCCUAUUUCUCGGAGGCGUCAAAUGGAGGUCUGAGGAGGGAGCGCAGUCCUGUGGUCUCCAGUCUGGACUGCCUGUCCAGCAUUGUGGAGAGGAUUUCCACUGACAGAACCGGUUCUCUGGGCAGCCGGGCACCAGAACCUGCUUUGAUCCCCUCCCCCACAGCCAGCCAGGACCCAAACCUCGUCUACCGGGUUCUAUAGAACU
Nematolebias whitei (Rio pearlfish) is the source of this 820-nucleotide messenger RNA. RefSeq names its product myoblast determination protein 1 homolog. Gene Ontology annotation, molecular function: DNA-binding transcription factor activity, RNA polymerase II-specific; protein dimerization activity; RNA polymerase II cis-regulatory region sequence-specific DNA binding. NCBI's taxonomy places the organism in Eukaryota, Metazoa, Chordata, Actinopteri, Cyprinodontiformes, Rivulidae. The transcript is spliced from 3 exons. The coding region runs from base 1 to 816 and encodes 271 amino acids. The record is from RefSeq and is a predicted model, not a curated record. Gene Ontology annotation, biological process: muscle organ development; positive regulation of myoblast differentiation; regulation of transcription by RNA polymerase II.